Messenger RNA from Hyaloperonospora brassicae, 2079 nucleotides. NCBI's taxonomy places the organism in Eukaryota, Oomycota, Peronosporomycetes, Peronosporales, Peronosporaceae. The record is from the annotation of a GenBank genome assembly.
AUGGUCCGACGACAUUCUGUUGCUAACGUCGUGCCUGUGUCCCAGACGCCAGCCGAGAUCCAGAAGGCAAUUGGUAAUCGAGACAGCCAGGAAGAGGAACUCGCGUUUUUAGCUCCUCCAGCGAAGAAGAGGAAGCGGCGCAGCCUGAUGCCGCAUAUUUGGCUCCGUCUGGAGCUCUUUGAGCUCGGCCUUUUGCCGCUACCGUCCAAGUACGCCGCCACGUUGACGCUGAGCAAUGUGAAAAAAGCACUGGAUGCGCUGCAUCGAAAGGAUCAGACGAGCGGUGGACUUGACGCCGUUGCUGGGGAGGACGCGGUGAUGCUGGACACCGAAGGCGCGUUUACCGAGAGUGAUAAUUUGAAUUCUGUCACGUUUGUGGUCUGGAAAGAAGCAGUGGACGAUAUUUUUCGGUGGAGAGAGCAGGAUUACGAGGCUUUUUGGCUGCUACUGGUACAGUUGCAUCGGAUGAUUCCAGUGAAAGAUGAAGUGGCGGACGUGUCGGUGCCGCUAGAUGUUGAACAGUGUCUGGAGAAAGAGAAAAUACCGGUGUUCAAGAUGGCUAUUUUUCUCUUUAUUCAGACGGUCGAACCACAUUCGUGGAGGACGAAAUACUCGCUGGAAUCGUACAAUGCCGUCUGGUACAGAGAACAUGCCGAGAGUUUUGUCACGGCGGCUAGUCUGGAAACGGCAGCUGUUGUAGCUGCUACGGCUUUGCCACGAUCGCCAAUUUUGGUCGCUUUGGGCUCGCCACAUCAGAGGGGCGGUGCUAGCCCGCCGCCGCCGCAGUCUCCACACGCUGUGGGCAUGGCAGACCGCUCGACAGCGGACGCGUAUUACUUGGCGUUUGUGCGCGAAAAGCUAGGAGAUUUGUUUGGGCUUCUGUAUCCUUCCAUCGAUAUGAACGAAGACUCGUCAACGGUUGUAAGCGCAGACCAGGUUGACCUGUUGUCGUUCAUGUUGUGUCUGGGAGACGUAAGUUUUGUGGAUAAGCAUGUCAAGCUAAGCUCGUGCUAUCCGGCGUGGAAGCAGUCUCACAACAGCGGUGCGAUCUCUGACACGGACGCAGCUAAGGAUUUCGUGCCUCUUGUGGACAAUGGAGCCAAGGUUUGUCGAUUCUACAAGACCCAUUUAUCGCUGAACGAGAAACUGUAUCCACCAGUGGGGUACUCUGUCGCCCCGUCUGCGGUGAAUUCGAAGAGCUCGUCGGCACCUUCACCCCCUGCCUUUUCGCUAAACGAUGACUUUUCGUUGGAUAGUGUCGCAGACGCACCCGUUUCAGAGAAGUCCGCAACUCGUCCGCUCGUGCUAUCGCACCUCGUAAAGACGACCUUGAUCAAGCGCGCCGACGAGUUUGUGAGGUCUAAUGAUGCUAGCCAUCAUCCAGACCUCGUCAUGUUUUCCUGUCAAGACUCCACAAAUGUGACGAUCUCAGCAUGCAAGAACUGCCGUAUAGUCACGGCGCCAAACACAGGAAUUCUACUGAUGGAGCGAUGCGAAAACGUGCAGCUCACGUGUCUAUCUGGUCUCAUUCGCGUCAGCAACUGCCUGGACACGUGCCUUAACGCGUACACACUAUCUCCGAUUAUUGUCAGUGGCGAAACCCUCGGUGUGGUUUUGGGGCCGUAUAACACCAAGUAUUCCGGGCUGAAGCAGCAGCUGUCCACGAUGCCGUUUUUGUACAACGUGGAGUCUCAUGGCUGUUGGCACGUUUUUCUGAACUUGGACGACGAGAAAGACAGCAUGGCUAUCACGGAGAAAUCUGCCGUGUCAGUCCAAUUGCCCGAAACGUUUCGCGACGUGUGUGUUCCUUUGAAAUCAGCAGCCGGGGUCGGGUCCACAGAGCGACCGUUUCCAAUCCCUUCCGAGUACGUGGCUGCGGUGAAGAAACAGCACGAGACGGUCGAGUCGCUCCGACAGUUGGUAACGAGCAACGAGUUUGACUUGACGGCGAAGCGCACCAUGGAAAUGGUGAUUCAGCUCAAGUUCAAAGAGUGGCUGUCAGCGACAAACAAUGUGCGGCAGAUUCUGGACUUGGUCCAUCUCGAUCGCGCGAAUGAGACGGCCAGUAAAGAGUCGUAG